CGCCGGUAACGGUGUAGCCGAUCAUACGCUGCAUCUGGUUAAAACACCUCCAGCUGGUCGACCUUAAAAGCCGAGUCCGCCGCCGGCGGCCGAGCUCCGGCUAGCGCCUCAACUUGUUGGGAUCAUUACAGUUAGCCUGGCAGGUUAGCGCGAGUUAGCAUGCUAGGCUAAUGUUAGCAUCAAGAAUAAGGCUCAGGCUUUUGAAUAAAUAAACGAUUAGCGAAGAUAGAAUACGCGCUGCCCUCUCGCGUGAUAUGUUCGCGUUUUAAUUGACUUUAACUGUGAGCUGUUAGCUUCAUACAGAUAUUCGUGUUGUCUUUUUGUUUGAAGUCGGUAUUUUAUAACGUUGGCUGCAUCCCAGUUAGCCGGCUACUUAACCUUAGCUCUGCAUCAUACCUGAACCGGUUACACCAACCUUAUUGCACGUCUUGUUGCCCGGUGAGCCGGAAUCUCUUCGUGCGCUCCUUUUGUGCUUCCAGCCGCUUCGGAUCAUGCAUCACAAGGACAAACCGGUCAAAGCGCGCUAACCUGCUGCUAAAACUUUGCUGGCAGAAACUGUUUGCUGUUUCAGACCUCGACUUGAUGCAUGGCAACCCUGAAGCUCUGGUGAUGGUUAAUCUAUGAGACACCAUCAUGCCCUGGGAGGGGACCAUGGUGAUAUGAAGCCAGUGUAAAACAUUGACACACACAGACUCAAACACUGACGGUCAGUUACUGACUGACGCAGCCAGGCAGGCAGGUGUGUGUAAUGGACAGGUGUAAGCAUGUGGGGCGGCUGCGGCUGGCCCCAGACCACUCCAUCCUCAACCCCCAGAAGUGGCACUGUGUCGAUUGCAACACCACGGAGUCCAUCUGGGCCUGUCUCGGCUGCGCUCAUGUGGCAUGCGGGCGCUACAUCGAGGAACAUGCUCUCCAGCACUUCCAGCAGCAGCGCCACCCGCUGGCUAUGGAGGUUAACGAACUCUAUGUGUUUUGUUACUUAUGUGAUGACUAUGUUCUGAACGAUAACGCCACUGGAGACCUCAAACUGCUACGAAGUACACUCAGCGCCAUCCAGAGCCAGUGCUAUGAGGUCACCACCCGCAGUGGGCGCACGCUCCGCUCAGCCAGCGCUGCCCCUGAUGCUCUCAUGCCAUCCGGGGCCCGCGAGCUGCAGCUGCGGGACGAAGACAGGAUGUUUACUGCUCUUUGGCACCGCCGCAGGUCGCUUAUGGGACGCGUCUUUCGCUUCUGGUUUGGACUCACCGAAUGUGGGAAGAAGACGGCAGAAGUAGAGAGGAAGAGGGAGGAGGAGGAGGAACAGAGGAAGGAGGCGAAGGAAAGGAGGCGAGCUCUGAAAAGGCAGCUGCAGGAGGAGCUGGACAACGCUCCUAUCAGAAAAAGUCGCCGCUUACGUCGGAAGAGCCGGAGAGUUGCAGAUGCAGCAGUCACAACACCACGGCGAAGUACGCGUGGCAAGAAAAAGACAGUUCCCCCGACUGCCACCCGCAGAACACGGACUCAGCGCCCGGCCACUCCCACUCCCACCCCCAAGAAAGCUGCACGAUCGAAAAGGUUCCAGCCGCCCUCUAAGCCCCGGGGCCGUUUGUCUGUGUCUGAAUCGAGGCUCAAAAAGCGCCCAGCGUCCCCUUGCCCCGUCCAAACUGCUGUGUGUCGCAAGCAGACUGCCAAACAAGGUGGCUCGCCUUUGAAACGGCGACCCACUGUCACUCCUGGAGUGACCGGACUGAGGAAUUUAGGCAACACCUGUUACAUGAACUCCAUUCUGCAGGUGCUGAGCCACCUGCAUGUUUUCAGGGAGUGUUUUCUGCGCCUGGAUCUGACCCAGGCACUGGAGCUGCUGGCAUCUGCUGUCCACGGCCAGCUGGCAGGGAAGGCCUCGUCUGACCCUCCCCUGUCUCAGAGGAAGGGCCUUCAGGCCAGCUCUGGCUCUGGGACAGGGCUAAGUGGCGGGGCCUCGCGUGCCUGCAGCAUGGAGCUCAUACAACCCAAAGAGCCCAGCUCCAAGCACAUCUCCCUCUGCCACGAGCUGCACACCUUGUUCCAGGUUAUGUGGUCUGGCAAGUGGGCGCUGGUGUCGCCUUUUGCAAUGCUCCACUCGGUGUGGCAGCUGAUCCCGGCAUUCAGGGGCUACGCCCAGCAGGAUGCCCAGGAGUUCCUGUGUGAACUGCUGGACAAGGUGCAGCACGAGCUGGAGAGCACCGGCAAGCACACGACGACUGCUGGAGUCCCACAGACACAGAAACGACUGAUCAAGCAGGUGCUCAGUGUGGUCAACACCAUCUUUCACGGCCAGCUGCUCAGUCAGGUGACGUGCCUGGCGUGCGACCACCGCUCCAACACCGUGGAGCCGUUCUGGGAUCUGUCUCUGGAGUUCCCUGAGCGCUACCACAGUAACAGCAGGGAGUCAGCUGCACAGGCUUCGUGCCACUUGACAGAAAUGCUGGCCAAGUUUACAGAGACCGAAGCACUGGAGGGAAACAUCUACGCCUGUGACCAGUGUAAUCCUGCCCGGCGUCGGACCACCUCCAAACCGGUCACCCUCACAGAAGCACAAAAACAGCUGAAGGUCCACAAACUGCCUCAAGUCCUUCGCCUUCACCUUAAGCGCUUUAGGUGGUCCGGGCGGCACCACAGAGAGAAGAUCGGAGUCCACGUCAGCUUCGACCAGCUUCUCAACAUGGAGUCCUACUGCUGCCGGGAUCCCUCGCCCAAAGCUGAGCCCAGCAGCCCGAGCUCUCCAGGCUCACCGCGGCCCAAGCACUUCCUCUACGAACUCUCCGCUGUGGUAAUGCAUCAUGGGAAAGGCUUCGGCUCCGGCCACUACACUGCUUAUUGCUACAACACAGAAGGAGGCUUCUGGGUUCACUGUAAUGACUCUAAGCUGAAUGUGUGUUCAGUGGAGGAGGUCUGCCGCGCUCAGGCCUACAUCCUCUUCUACACACAACGAGUAACUCAGGACAAAGACCGGCCGCUAUAGGACCACACGCUCAUGAACUCCUGCCCCUCCUGUUCUGCUGCAGCCUGACCACUCGGUGAGAAGAGAUCAGGCAACCUGUCGCUCUUUCUCACCCCUCUUUUUAUUGGGGCAUUGAUGUCUUGGUGUGAGUGUUUUUAGUCUAUUUUUCUAAAGAAGAAGAGAGCAAGGACUCCUUUUUAAACCCUGGUUCUACUUUGUGGACUGCUUGUACUGUACAUGGUGUUCAUAUGUAGGUAUUUUUAAAAUAUGGUGGCAUUUGUGAUUUGUGUACUUUUUUGUAUUUUUUAUUCUAAAGAAGAGCGUAUCAGCCAAGACGAGUCUCGGUAGCAGCCAAAACACCCAGGCUGGGCAUGACCGUGCCUGCGCCGUGUUCUCCACACGUGGUACAGGUGCGUGCACGGGGUGUCCGCCUGGGUCUGCUGGCUUGUUGAUUGUAAGUGCUGUUUGUUGAAAUCAGCUGUUUCUCAGUCACUUUAGAUAGUCGACACAGAACUGGAUGUAAGGUUGUAAAAUGUCCCUUCACUCAUUAGAAAUGGCCUCUCUUAGAGAGAGACAGGCAAACGGUUUGGCAGAUGUCAACAACGCGACUGUUUUCAACUGAUCUCCUGCCAGAAAUGCACUAAUUUCUACAUUAGGUAGUCAACAGUGUUUUGACUCUGUUCGUAGGUUAAGAUUCGUACAAGAGCGGAGCAAAAAGUGUUCCACUCUGAAGUGCCCUGGGUCUGUCAGGAAAACUGAAAGACUUCAAGCCAAAGUUUUGGGGGAUAUGUUUUGAACCUGCUAAAAUUUCCAAAAGUCUUUUUCCUCUCUCUUACGACAGACUUAGAGGGAAAACGUUUCCAAAGAGAUACCUUUGGCUAAAUGCUGCCACCUCUCUGCUCCAGAAUGUAAUGAUCUUCAGAGUAUGAACCAACCUGGACCCCAACUGAGAGAAAAGUGCCCUUUGAUAAUAUAUUUUUAUAGUUCAUAUCAGUGCAUUGCUGUAGUCCCACACAAACCAGCAUUUAGAUUCUGAAUGUAUUCUUAAAAGGCCAUUGACUGUUUUCUAUGUCCAGCCUUUGAUUGUUCAACACUGCCAGCAGUUCUGCCUUCACUGAUCACCAGUAAGUAUGUGUGAGUGUUCAUUUACCAUGGGCAGUAAAUUUCGAAAAGCUUUUACUUGACAGACAGUGAAAUCUCCAUACUGGAGAAAGUUGUAUUGUGAUCUCCUGAAUCACGAUGUCUUGAUUCAUCCAUCAGAGGAAUUCAAAGCAUGCUUUGUGACACAUUGUUAGUUUUUGGAUUACUACUUCAUGGAUGUGUGUAAAGUUAUGGAAGUUAUACUAUGCAAAUUUUUACCUCAACGUUUAAAAAAAAAUACCUCAAUAAAUGAGAACUUUUUUUCAUUUUUUU
Betta splendens (Siamese fighting fish) is the source of this 4372-nucleotide messenger RNA. It is a transcript of the gene usp44, whose product is annotated as ubiquitin specific peptidase 44. Lineage: Eukaryota; Metazoa; Chordata; Actinopteri; Anabantiformes; Osphronemidae. Gene Ontology annotation, biological process: protein deubiquitination. Bases 749 to 2980 code for a protein of 743 amino acids. Gene Ontology annotation, cellular component: cytoplasm. The transcript has 6 exons. Gene Ontology annotation, molecular function: zinc ion binding; cysteine-type deubiquitinase activity. The record is from RefSeq and is a predicted model, not a curated record.